AGAAGAUUUCUUGUCGCGUCACACUCUCAUCCUUCCCAGAAGUUCAACAUUAACGUUUGAACCCCCUUUGUUUGAUACCUGAUAUAUGCAUUUUGCAAUGCCUGCAAGUUUGGUGUUGUGAUAGUUACUAUAUCUCGAAAAUGGUUCAACAUUCUUGGUUUGGUUACUUUGAAUUCUAUAGUAACGUACUAGUCAGCUCGAGCGGUGCGAAAUUUCGAAAUAAUUAUUCAAGCCUUCUCUUUAUUCGCCGACUUUCAUUCGGUUGCCUUUAAUACCGCAUUCCUUAAAGCCCUUUCCUCUCUUGCCUCUUGAACUUCCUCAAUACCCCGUCUCUAGUUCAAACAUGACCGCAACUCAAGUCCUACCAGAAUGCUGGGGUCAUCGAGGAGCUUCAGCAGUUUUCCCAGAGAACACCCUCGCUAGCUUUGAAGCCGCCAUUAACGAUGGGGCAGAAGGCAUUGAGAGCGACGUUCAUGUGUCGUUGGACGGGGUCGUCAUAAUGUUCCAUGACCCAGAUCUGGAGAGGACCACAGGAUCAAAAGGCUUAAUUAGGGACCGGCAUUGGUACGGCAAAGAUGGAAUGGAACACCUCCGUACUAUCAAGCAACCUCCACAAUGUAUCCCCACGUUCGCGCAGACCAUCGCUCUUUUGAUGAAACCCGAGAACCAGCAUGUCAAGUUUAACGUUGACGUCAAAGUUCAGAAUGAUCCUGACCGCCUCUUCUCGCUUAUGCAUGAUGUCAUUUCAGCGCAACCUGAUUGGCAGACGAAGUUGGCUCCCCGUAUUCUGCUGGGCCUUUGGCAUCCGCGUUUCGUGGCUUUUGCGAAAGCGAGAUUACAAUAUUGUAGACGCUCACACAUUGGUGUGAGCCUUUCGAUUGCGCGGAAAUAUUUCUGGGAUGGCGUGGAGGUUUUUUCGAUGGGGUUCGCCUCUCUAACCACCUAUGAUGGCCAGAAGUUCCGGAAUGAGUGCAAGGCUGCGGGUAAGAAGAUUAUGGUAUGGACAGUAAAUGAGCCGGAGCACAUGAUGGAGGCUGUACGAUGGGGCAUUGAUGUCAUUCUUACGGAUGUGACGAAGAAGUGGCUCGAAUUGCGUGCUGCUCUUCAAGUCAAUUACGACUCUAUCCUGUCUCAGUACAGCCGGUGGUUCCUCUGGACGACCUGGAAGUUUUAUCUACCCUCUAUUUUGGCAAAUAGAGCCGCAAGACUGUACCUUGAAGGCGCUGCAGGUCCAUUUGACAAUUUUGCACCACCCGAGACGUCUGUGACUGUAGUAGCAUGAUCAACGGGAUCUUGGAGAAGUGAUUGCAUUAUGAUUUACCAUUGACCAUUUUCUAGAUGUUGACGGGCCUUAAUAUUUUGAUUACACGUCUAUUACUUAUUACUUGAGCUGGAGGUAUAGAAGCAGAUGCAUGAUUGCACGAUUAUGUAAUUUGAUCGAUUGGCGUAAGUUUGCGACAUGCUUGGUCACGUCAGAUGAUAUCCUUAUGUUAAUUGUGAC
Suillus plorans is the source of this 1501-nucleotide messenger RNA. RefSeq names its product PLC-like phosphodiesterase. The transcript is spliced from 11 exons. The record is from RefSeq and is a predicted model, not a curated record. Gene Ontology annotation, biological process: lipid metabolic process. Gene Ontology annotation, molecular function: phosphoric diester hydrolase activity. Lineage: Eukaryota; Fungi; Basidiomycota; Agaricomycetes; Boletales; Suillaceae. The coding region runs from base 344 to 1282 and encodes 312 amino acids.